Messenger RNA from Bufo bufo (common toad), 2215 nucleotides. RefSeq names its product gastrula zinc finger protein XlCGF26.1-like. NCBI's taxonomy places the organism in Eukaryota, Metazoa, Chordata, Amphibia, Anura, Bufonidae. The coding region runs from base 88 to 1932 and encodes 614 amino acids. The record is from RefSeq and is a predicted model, not a curated record. The transcript is spliced from 4 exons.
UUUCCCAGUCCACUUCUUCCACAGGAUAAUUUAGAAGAACAUCACUAUGAUCCACAGGAUGAUCAGGUAGAUGAAUAUAAGGGCCUCAUGAUGGAGGAUCACCAGCCCCUCAUAUCACCAGUUAAGGAAGAGAUAAGAACACCGGAGAGAUGUGCCAGUCCUCUUCUUCUACAGGAUGGGUCAGAAGAAUAUCACAAUGUCCCACAGGAUGAUCAGCUUGUGAAUCCGGGUGAAGAUCUGAACAAUAUUAAUCCUACAGAGACAUAUGUGAGGGGUGAUGAGCAGAGGACAGAGGACAUUCCUACAGAUAACCGCCCAGAUGACUGUACCAGGAACUUAGAGAAAAAUCUGGUAUCUUCAGAUUUUGAAGUAGAUGAUUGUGGUAUCACACGAGAUACAUUUGAAGAGCAUGCCAAUAUCCAAGAUAUACCCUCAUCCAAUCACAGCAAAAAUGUAUUAUUUGAUCCUUUUAAACAGGUUCGAUCUUCUGAUUCAUCACAGACUGUAACACAAAAUAAAAGUCACAGAAGAGAUGCUAAACAUCAAACAGCUCACGUAAGAGGGAAGCCAUUUUCAUGUUCAGAAUGUGGAAAAUGUUUUAGAUUUAAAUCGGAGAUUGUUAGACAUCAGAGAAUUCACACAGGAGAGAAGCCAUUUUCAUGUUCAGAAUGCGGUGAAUGUUUUAACAAUAAUUCAGCUCUUGUUAUGCAUCAGAGAAUUCACACAGGAGAGAAGCCAUUUUCAUGUUCAGAAUGUGGGAAAUGUUUUCACUACAAAUCAGCUCUUGAUUACCAUAAGAGUACUCACAAAGGAGAGAAACGAUUUUCAUGUUCGGAAUGUGGGAAAUGUUUUAAUCAGAAAUCAGUUCUUGAUAGACAUCAGAGAAUUCACACAGGGGAGAAGUCAUUUACAUGUUCGGAAUGUGGAAAAUGUUUUAAUCAGAAAUCAGAUCUUGCUAGACAUCAGAGAAUUCACACAGGGGAGAAGUCAUUUUCAUGUUCAGAAUGUGGGAAAUGUUUCAAUCAGAAAUCAGUUCUUGAUAGACAUCAGAGAAUUCACACAGGAGAGAAGCCAUUAUCAUGUUCAGAAUGUGGGAAAUGUUUUAACAAUAAUUCAGCUCUUGUUGUACAUCAGAGAAUUCACACAGGAGAGAAGCCAUUUUCAUGUUCAGAAUGUGGUAAAUGUUUUUAUCAAAAAUCAAAUCUUGUUUUACAUCAGAGAAAUCACACAGGGGAGAAGUCAUUUUCAUGUUCGGAAUGUGCUAAAUGUUUUAAUCAGAAAUCAAUUCUUGAUAGACAUCAGAGAAUUCACACAGGGGAGAAGUCAUUUUCAUGUUCAGAAUGUGGGAAAUGUUUUAAUCAGAAAUCAGUUCUUAAUAGACAUCAGAGAAUUCACACAGGAGAGAAGCCAUUUUCAUGUUCAGAAUGUGGGAAAUGUUUUAACCAGAGAACAGCUCUUGUUACACAUCAGAAAAUUCACACAGGAGAGAAGCCAUUUUCAUGUUCAGAAUGUGGUAAAUGUUUUCACAAAAAAUCAAGUCUUGUUUUACAUCAGAGAAAUUACAUAGGGGAGAAGUCAUUUUCAUGUUCAGAAUGUGGAAAAUGUUUUAGAUUUAAAUCUCAGAUUGUUAGACAUCAGAGAAUUCACACAGGAGAGAAGCCAUUUUCAUGUUCAGAAUGUGGUGAAUGUUUUAAUCAGAAAUCAGUUCUUGUUGUACAUCAAAGAAUUCACACAGGGGAGAAGCCAUUUUCAUGUUUAGAAUGUGGGAAAUGUUUUAACAAUAAUUCAGCUCUUGUUAUACAUCUGAGAAUUCACACAGGAGAGAAGCCAUAUCCAUGUUCAGACUGUGGGAAAUGUUUUAAGCAGAAAUCAGCUCUUGUUUCACAUAAGAAAACUCACAGAGAGAAGCCAUCUCCAUACUUAGCCCUUUAGUGACCUUAUGUGUUUUUAUGGUAGUCAGUGUCGCUAACUGGCUUUAUUCCGUCAGACACUCCUUGUUACAGGGAGAUAAAACAUAACCUUGCUUUGGGGUUACCAGAGGUGGCUGAGGGCUUGGAGUGAUGAUUGGGACCACUGUGAGAUCUCAAACACGUAUUGUCUCCUGUAUUAAAUGAAUACAAAAUGUACCUGUAGAUAAAUCCAACAAGUGGGGUCCCUGCCACCCCUGUAUUUGUAGAAGUCAUGUGGUUCACUUAUCUCGCAUAAAUUUACCAGU